Molecule: messenger RNA, 2043 nt
Organism: Hibiscus syriacus
Lineage: Eukaryota; Viridiplantae; Streptophyta; Magnoliopsida; Malvales; Malvaceae
Exons: 2
Coding region: 64-1899 (611 amino acids)
Source: RefSeq, a predicted model, not a curated record
ACUUCUUCCCUUUUCUAAACCAUUUCUCUUCACUUUUCUAAUCGUCUGAUUGACCAAUCCCAAAUGGGUGGCUGUUUCAGCAAAAAGAAAGUCUCCUCCACCCAUAACAACCCUCAGCCUCAGCCGAAGGAGGUUCCUCUUUCUUCUGCAGUAGCACCGGUUGCGGCGGAGACCACCCUGAAAGCCGGAGCUGAGCCCAAGAGUCAACUGCAGGUAACUGAAGAAGAACACGUUGUGAAAGCAAGCCAAGAGAAGAGCUUGGUUAAGAAGGAGGUAUUCAUCAUAAAACACAGAAAGAGCCAUGACACAGACAAACGCUCCCCUCCUCCUCCUCCGCCGCAAAAUCCACCGCAGUCAGCAGAAAACGAGCCUGCUUCGUCUGCCUCCACUGAAGGAGGCAUCUGCAACAUCAAUACGUCUACCGUGAGGACGUCCAGCUGCACUAAAGAGGAAGUCGACGCUAUUUUGAUACAGUGCGGGAGGCUUAGCAGAAGCAACUCCUCGUGUAAAACGCCUUCAUCCAGGAAGUACUCAGGAUCCAAGAGAAGUUUCGAUUUCGAUCGCGAAAACGAAAAUGACAUCGGCGCUGCUACCUCCACUGAUUAUGGUUCAAGGAAGAAAGGAAAUGAGAGUUUACGUGAGAAUGAUGACCGCCCACGCCGCCGGCCAUCGAGCAGGUCGUCUUCUCAAGGAAGAAGAAGGACUCCAAGCAGAGAAAGAGAGCAACAGCAACGCUCGGGCAGCAGAGAAAGAGGUAGUAGCGGCAGCGGUGGUGGAAGACGAGUGAGCCGGUCUCCGGGAAAAAGAUCAGAGAACAGUGAAGGCACUCAUGGUACCAAUGCUGCCAAUGGCACUAACAGGCCCGGGAAGAUGGUCUCGGUUCCACCGACUGUUUCUUCAUUGGCAACGGAUAAGAGCAUAAACGGUGUAGAAGCUGCCACGACUACUGCAAAUGGUGUCAAAAGGAUAUCCGUGAAGAGGAAUGUCGGAGAGUCCCCUGCAAGGACCGCUGCUUCACCUCGCUCUCAGUCUCCUGCAAAGACUAACCCAAACCCUAAUAAUGCCAAAGGAUGCAACGAGAACCAGCAACAGCCUGCACUUAGUCGCAGUUCAUCGAGGAAAGCUGAGCAUUCGCCUUAUAGACGAAAUCCGUUGAGUGAGAUCGAUCCCAACUCACUAGCAUACCCCCAGUCGGUUGCCAACAAGGGACAAGUAGGAAUCAAGAAAUCGAAUGUUAAAGGCACGGCAAAGGAGUCACCAAUGGUUGAAGAUAGCAAGACGCAGGCAGCACCCAAGGCCGGAGCUGAUAAUCUGAAACCUCAAUCAUUGACGAGAAGCAGAUCCUCUAGGCGAUCGAGGGAGUUGGACUUGAAUCCAGAAACUUUGGUGAAUCCCAUUCCAUCGUCAUAUACAACGCUAUUGCUCGAAGAUAUUCAAAAUUUUCACCAAAACAACACCAAUCCUCCUCAGUUCUCACUCCCAGCGUGCGUUAGCAAGGCUUGUUCCAUCCUGGAAGCAGUUGCUGACCUCAACUCGACUACAAGCUCCAACUUCUCUGAUAAAAAAGGUCUACCAACAGAUAAUUCAAACAAGAAUGGCUACAACAUUAGUGCUGUCGGGCAGAAAAUGAAAGAAACCAGAGACCCUUUUGUCGAGUCGGAGGUAAUCGAAAGUGUUCACUUGAUGGAGCCAAGUUUUCACAAGUAUGUGACAGUUAGGAGAGGUGUUGAUGGUGCAGACAUGGAGGAACAAGAAUCAUCAGGAAGCAAUAGUAUUGUGUGCAGUGGGCAGCAGCAAUGGGGAUUUUCAGGUUCCUCCUCGUGGGAACCGAGUUCGGCAGAUUCGAUGGAUCGAUGGACUUCAAGCACUCCCCUGGGACACUCCAAAUGCAUGCGAUGACAUAAAAGGAUGGAUCGAUUCUUCACUAAAUUGCAACUUCAAUACAACCACCACGAUUGCAUUGUACACAUUCAAGCAGCGGUUUUAAAUUGUGAACUUUCUUGUGUUGGUGGUUGCUUACUUGCAACCACGAUUGCAUUUGAA